Molecule: messenger RNA, 1369 nt
Organism: Gigantopelta aegis
Lineage: Eukaryota; Metazoa; Mollusca; Gastropoda; Neomphalida; Peltospiridae
Product: fatty acid-binding protein, heart-like
Exons: 4
Coding region: 358-777 (139 amino acids)
Biological process (GO): fatty acid transport
Cellular component (GO): nucleus; cytosol
Molecular function (GO): fatty acid binding
Source: RefSeq, a predicted model, not a curated record
CAUCCCAAAUAAAAGAGGCUUUGUAAAGAGUGCUGAAGUGGGUCCUUAUAAAAUAAAGCUUCUCUCGGGCAGGCACAUUUGCCACAUUAAAGAUUUAAUAAAACAGCUGUUUCCACAGUUGUUAUUUAAAAAAAUAAACGAAAUCCACACACACAUACACACACAUACACUCGCUCGAUAUUUUCACUAUUACCGGAAUCAUUAUACUGGCCAGUUAUUGUCAGUUUAGUUCACAGCUAGGUUAUUUUGCAGUCGGUGAUAGAAUCCGAAGGCCAAAUAUUUGUAUGUUGACGCCGAGCGCACCAACAACAACCAAACUAAUUUAAAAGGAUUCGGGUAAAUCACAACACGCUGCAGAUGGAUGAGAUCAAAAGCAAAUUCGGAGGCACGUGGAAGCUGCAUCGAAGUGAAAAAUGGGAUGAAUUUCUCAAAAAGACGGGGGCGAACUUUGUGUUGAGAAAGAUGAUGAGUUUGAGCAAACCGGAGCAGACGAUUGAGGUGAAGGACACGGCGAUCGACAUCAAGACGAAAAUUGGGGUGUGGACCAUAGAGGAGGUGAUGAAGGUGGACGAGGAAUACGAAUGUGAAGACCAAUGUGUCAAACAAAAGGCUUUUUGCAAGUACGAAGACGGGAAGCUAGUAAAAACUCAAUCCCCUAUUGGUGCUUCGGCUAUCAAAGAACAGAAAAUCACCCGAGAGAUCGCGGAUAAUGACAUGCUCAUGACAAUUGAAUGUGACGGCGUGGUCUGCAAGAGAUGGUUUAAACGUGUGUCGUAAACACCACCUAUGGGAUUCCAAUCCAUACGAGAUUCAAUACGAAGACAAUGCCAAAUUUGUUGCUGCAUAUCCUGGAAUCUGAAGCUGAAGACAGUGGUUCAAAUCCUGUCAAAGGCUGACUGUGACACUUUUACUCAUCUUUCUCACCUAACAUCUUAAUACACGUGCAUCUGUCUGUCUGUCUUUGUUCUCUAUAUUACUAUUUUCAAAGCAAAGUGUAAAUAAAAGAAAUGCCAAAACGUUGUACGUUUGUUCGCCCCCCCCCCCAAUCCACCUUGUUGAUGCACCUAUUAUAAAUGUAAAAGAAAACAUAAUACCGAUGGCACGGGUGUAAAGUUAUGCCACACCCAGACUUGUCACCCUCUAGUAAGUGCUUUACCAGGUACUAUAUAUACUAAACUGAUGACAUGGUUUCUAAACCUUUUAUAAAACUACACGUUCACCAUUCCUAUUAAAAGGACCGUUUCCAAUUUUAAACUGUUGCAGAUAUCAUUUCAUGAUACUUGAAUAUCAUGUUACUUUACAAUUUCCUACUUAGAAUUUAGUCAUGUUGUUUAUAGUUUUCUGCUUGAAAAUAAAUAUUUUCUACUUG